AUGAUAUUGAAGAAGAACCAAGAAAUUGAUGUUUUAUAUAAGCACCUUAAUUCUGGGAAAUAUGCGAGGUACACUGCUGAACAGGUUGAAGCUCUUGAAAGGGUCUAUGUUGAGUGUCCAAAACCAAGUUUUCUCAGGAGGCAACAACUGAUCCGAGAGUGCCCCUUCAUUCUAACAUUGAACCAAAGCAAAUCAAGGUGUAGGGAGAAGCAGAGAAAAAAAGCUUCGCGGCUUCAAACUGUGAACCAGAAGCUUACAACAAUGAAUAAGUUGUUGAUGGAAGAAAAUGAUCGGUUGCAGAAACAAGUGUCACAGCUUGUGUGUGAGAAUGGUUACAUGAGGCAGCAAUUGCAAAUUACAUCAGCUGCAACUAUUGAUGUUAGUUGUGAUUUGGUGGUUACUACUCCUUAUCAUUCCAUGGUUGAAAAUUAG
Arachis stenosperma is the source of this 432-nucleotide messenger RNA. Its product is annotated as homeobox-leucine zipper protein REVOLUTA-like. The coding region runs from base 1 to 432 and encodes 143 amino acids. Gene Ontology annotation, molecular function: DNA-binding transcription factor activity. The transcript is spliced from 4 exons. Lineage: Eukaryota; Viridiplantae; Streptophyta; Magnoliopsida; Fabales; Fabaceae. The record is from RefSeq and is a predicted model, not a curated record.